Molecule: messenger RNA, 546 nt
Organism: Phanerochaete carnosa HHB-10118-sp
Lineage: Eukaryota; Fungi; Basidiomycota; Agaricomycetes; Polyporales; Phanerochaetaceae
Exons: 1
Coding region: 7-168 (53 amino acids)
Source: RefSeq, a predicted model, not a curated record
UCGGUGAUGGCCAUCAGCCUACUUAUGAUUUGCGGCAUCUUCUACCGCUACAGGCGGUCAGGUCCAUACGGUGACGUGCAGUACCUCGACAGCGACGAGCUCAUCUUGGACCUCGGAGGCCCGGUACGUCCCACCUCCCUCCUGACCCUGCGCCUAGUACAACUCUGAGUCUAUCUGGCACCCUCGGAUCGUCAGGAGCCAGGGCCCUACCACCACCCCGAGGUCGCGCCCAAAAUCACCAUCAUCGCGAUCUGGAACCCGGGGCCGAACGAGCCGCUGUACCUGCCCAACUUCUUCGCGUCCGUCGCCGCGAACCCGAGUGUCGACGUGCUCUUCGUCAAGGACGACCGGCACGAGGUCGGGUGCGACGCGCGCCUCGCGCCGGCGGGCGUUCGCAACGUGCGCGAAAUCUGCCUCUCGAGCGAGGACUACUGGGGUCUGCACGCCGACUUUUUGUGCGAGCGCUGGGGCGGGUGCACCGAGCUCGAGCGGGAGACCGUCGUCAGCAAGAUGUACGAGCGUCGCUGGGGCGACAGGGUGAGCACU